This is a messenger RNA of Filobasidium floriforme, 1615 nucleotides long. RefSeq lists its product as uncharacterized. The coding region runs from base 168 to 1370 and encodes 400 amino acids. The transcript is spliced from 3 exons. Lineage: Eukaryota; Fungi; Basidiomycota; Tremellomycetes; Filobasidiales; Filobasidiaceae. The record is from RefSeq and is a predicted model, not a curated record.
CAGCAUCAUCGGUCAGGUGUGUCACUCACUCGAACCGCAACCAGCCAGGUAUAUAAACCUCGACAUACCACACCCCCAUUCCGUCUUGCUACUCUUGCCCUCUUUCUCUCUCUACAAACAAAACUCACACGACUCUUAAAGCACACAUCACAAACAACUACCCCACCAUGUCUUACGAUAACAACAACAACAACUUGAACACUGGUGUCGGUUCUACCGGCGAGAGGAAGGCCUUUGACCCUUCGAACGCUUUCAGCAGUGGUGGAUUGAACAACUCCACUGGCCGAGAGCCCUUCGAGGACCCCCGAUCCGACUUCGCCGCUCCUGGUGCCCCUGCCCAGGCCGUCGCUGGUAACCUUCACUACGGCCAGUCCACCAGCGUUACCGGCGGAUCUGGUCUCCAGAACAUCGGCUCGACCGGCCUCGGACACGAGGGCCACCACCACCACACCACCGGUACCAACCUCGGUUCGACCGGUUCAGGUCUCGGAGGCAACCACCACAACGCUGGCACUGGUUACGACGAGAACGACUCGCGACGAAACACCGGGGACCACCCCUUGGUACACGACACCCGUCACCACGGAGACAUCCGAUCCGGUACCGCUGAUGACCACCUCGUUGGUCAGGGCCGAAACACCGGCAUGGGUCUCGAUGGAUCGCACUUGACUGGUAGCCAGACCGGAGACGCCCCCGGCGGUAUCCAAACCGGCUCUGGAUCGUUCGGUACCGGCCGAGACGUUGCCCAGGACGACCGAAAGAUGACCGACAAGGUCAAGGACGCCGUCACUGGAAACAAGGACCACGCUCACGAUCACACUGUCGGCAAGGGUGCUAGCGUUGAGGGAGGCAUCACCGGAGGUCACCCCGGCGCUGGUAUCACUGGAGGUUCCGACUCUACCACCUACGGUUCCAACACCGCGGCCCGAGACUUUGACCAGAGGACUGGUUCCGCCGGCAACAUGGGCGUCGGUAACUACCAGGGAUCCAACGAGCACGGAGUUGUUUCCGGUGGAGCUGCCGGUACCGACAGGUUCGACGCUCCUCGACGAGACAACGAGCACAUCACCCACACCGACAGGCUCACUGGUACCGGUGCUGACCACGGUCACACCGUUGGCAACAAGGGGUCUGACGACCACAAGUUGUCCGGCGUGACCCGACACGGCGACGACUUCACCAAGGGUGACACUGCCGACUCGGCUUACAAGAACUACGACGCUACCGGUCUUACCGGCCGAGAGAACACCACCACCGGUGUCCACGACAACAACUUGGAGGGAACCGGUGCCCACAAGGAGGGUCUCAUGGACAAGGUCAAGAACCUCAUCGGUGGACACACCAACACCACCCACGCCGACCACAAGUAGAGUGCGAACACGCCUCUUAUUACGAGUAGUCCGCUGCAUGUAGCUCCCCGACGUGUCGUGUCCCCCUUAAUUAGUCUAUCAGAAACGAAAUUUGUCGAAUCCGCAACAACCGCAAUGUAUCAAACAUGAGAUACCAAUAGUCGUUUUCCCCAUUACACCCUGGUUUCUGUGCAAACCACAAUCCGUCUUUCUGUGUUGCUUCAUUAUUUGUGGGGUCUGCCUUGUCUGCGAUAAUAAGUUACGAC